UUAUAUUUUACAAAUAGGUAUCGCUUCUUAGUGCCUGACGCCUGUUGGUCACGUCACUAAUCUCGAUAACAUAUUGUUGUGUAACUUGUGUAUUUGAAGUUAAUAUACAAUAAUCAUGUAUAUCGUGUCGAAUAUAGUAAAAGUUACUAUUCCUAACUAUUUGGCAAGUUUACCGAUCCCCGAUUCCGUUGGAGGUUGGUUUCGACUUGGUGUGCGUGAUUGGCUAGCAUUAAUUCCCCCAACUCUUGCUAUUGGUGGUAUUUCUUAUUACUCUUAUCAAACUAUUAAAAAGGCAAAUGAAGCUGGCAAUGGGCAAGUGAACCCAAGCAUCAGAAAGGAUAUAAAUAAAGUUGUAGAUUUCAUUGAUAUAGAGGAUAUUACAGAGAAGACUUCUUUGUGUAGAUGUUGGAGAAGCAAGAAUUGGCCGUACUGUGAUGGAGCUCAUGGUGCUCAUAACAAAGCUACUGGUGAUAACACAGGACCAGUGGUUGUAAGACAUAAGGAAAAUAAGUAAUUGAUGUAUAACAAAAGUAUGACAAAAAGAAGGAAAAAUGUGAUCAAAAGAGCACACUUGGAAUAUUUACUUUUUAUAACAGCAUUUAUUACAAAUUUAAUUUUUCAUAAACUAUUAUAUAUUUCAAUGUAGACAGAUCAAUAUUUUAAAAGUUUUGAAUAAACUGUGAAUUUUUAACAGCAUUAUCCACUUUUAUAAAAUUUGUCAAUCAUUUAUACUGCUAUUAACAUAACCAAGGUGUGUAUUUAGAAAAUAUAGGAAAAAUUAUGAUGAUACAUACUGACAGAAACAAUAAAACAAUGGACAAAUCCAAGUUGUUGUAAGACAAUAACUUUUAAAAAUUAAAUCAAAGUGGUAUUGUUAAUUAUUGCGUUUUUAAUUUUAAGGAUUAUUGUUACCAGUUUUAAAUGAACAAUCACAAUAAAAUUAUGAAUUUCUAUUGCUUACAA
This is a messenger RNA of Nymphalis io (European peacock), 963 nucleotides long. RefSeq names its product CDGSH iron-sulfur domain-containing protein 2 homolog (gene Cisd2). Bases 116 to 514 code for a protein of 132 amino acids. Gene Ontology annotation, cellular component: mitochondrial outer membrane; intracellular membrane-bounded organelle. The record is from RefSeq and is a predicted model, not a curated record. Gene Ontology annotation, biological process: regulation of autophagy. NCBI's taxonomy places the organism in Eukaryota, Metazoa, Arthropoda, Insecta, Lepidoptera, Nymphalidae. The transcript has 3 exons. Gene Ontology annotation, molecular function: 2 iron, 2 sulfur cluster binding.